Messenger RNA from Acaromyces ingoldii, 811 nucleotides. RefSeq names its product phosphoglycerate mutase-like protein. The record is from RefSeq and is a predicted model, not a curated record. Bases 25 to 702 code for a protein of 225 amino acids. Gene Ontology annotation, cellular component: cytoplasm. Gene Ontology annotation, molecular function: phosphatase activity. Lineage: Eukaryota; Fungi; Basidiomycota; Exobasidiomycetes; Exobasidiales; Cryptobasidiaceae. The transcript has a single exon.
ACGACACCCCGAUCGAGAACUCCGAUGGCGCCCACCUCCCGCAUCCUGCUCUGCAGGCACUCGCAGGCCGAGCACAACGUCGACCUCGACUACAGCAUCCCCGAUGCGCCCCUGACGGCCCUGGGCAAGAAGCAGUCGGCGGCGCUGCAGAAGCAGAUUGCCGGCCUGUAUGACUCGGUCGACGUCGUUGUGUCGUCGCCGCUCCGCCGCACGCUGCAGUCGACCAAGCUCGGCUGGGGCCCUGCCGUCGAGCGGCUCGGCGGAAUUUCAAAAGUCGUGUGCCUGCCCCAGGCGCAGGAGUGCAACGACUUUCCCUGCGAUACAGGCUCGCCGCGCCAGGAGCUCGAGAGCCUCGACGAGUUCAAGGGCUUCAACCUCGAGCUGCUCACACCAGACUGGACCUCGAAGCAGGGCUUCUACGCCCCGGACCGCGCCACGAUUGCCAAGCGCGCCCAGUGGGUACGGCAAUUUCUCCGUGGAAGACCAGAGCACACCAUCGUCCUCGUCGCCCACGGCGACAUUCUCCGCCAGAUCACUUCAACCGCCGAGGGACCAUCGACGUACCAGUGGAAGAACGCAGAGGUGCGCGAGUUCCGCUUCAACAAGGCCUGGGUGGACAAGGACGAGUGCUUCCUCGAGCAGGAGCACGACAUUGCUGCAGCUGGCGGAUACGAGGCAACGAGCACAGAGAUGGACCUGUAGAGGAUGCGCAUGACUAGAGUAGAAGACAAAAUGUAUCAAAUUGCAACAGAGGGGAUCUUCUAUCCCCGAUGAACGCCGCCCAUGCUGACAAGGACCUGCUUCUGUGGCU